This is a messenger RNA of Diversispora eburnea, 492 nucleotides long. The record is from the annotation of a GenBank genome assembly. NCBI's taxonomy places the organism in Eukaryota, Fungi, Glomeromycota, Glomeromycetes, Diversisporales, Diversisporaceae.
AUGCAAAAAGGAUUAAUUAAAAAGACGAAAAAAGGUUAUGAACAUACACAGCCACUUAAUAAGAUUAGUUAUGACUCAGAAACGAUCAAUGUAACUUGGAAACCUUUAUUACCAAGACCUCCAACAAUAUCUUCAAGUAGCAUUAGGUUAUCACCAAUGACUUCAACUACGAAUUCUUUUACUUUAGAAACUACCCCAGAUACUUGUACACCUAUUUCAACAACUAAAGUUAAGACAAACUUAAUGCCAAUACUUUUAGAAGCAGCCGCCGAAGCAGCACUUCGAGACAAACGUCAAGAACGUAUGGUUAAAAAUCGAGCAGCCGCUUAUGAAUCACGAAAAAGGAAAAGGGAACAAGCGGAAAGGUUAAAUGCUGAAAAUGAAGAAAUGAAAGAAAGAAUUAUUAGUUUGGAAGUUAAAAUUGCCGAAUUAACGAGAGAAAAUGAACGAUAUAAACGAUUAUUCGCGGAAAAAGAAGGGAAAGGUGAAUAA